AUGGCAACGGCUACUUUCUUCUUCUUCGUCUGCUUCAUCAUAACAACAAUGGCUAUUUGCUUCUCAUCCACCACCGCCUUAACGUCCGCUCUACAAUCCGAGGAGAUCCAAGCGUUAACGUCCUUUAAGCUUAACCUCCACGACCCGCUCGGCGCUCUCGACGGCUGGGAUGCGUCCACGCCAUCGGCCCCCUGCGACUGGCGUGGCGUCGUCUGUUACAACAACCGUGUUCACGAGCUCCGCUUGCCUCGUCUCCACCUCGGCGGCCGCCUCACUCACCACCUCUCCACCCUCCGUGACCUCCGCAAGCUAAGCCUCCACACCAACAACUUCAACGGCUCCAUACCUGCCUCUCUCUCCCAAUGCGCUCUCCUUCGCGCUCUUUACUUGCACGACAACUCGCUCUCCGGGACUCUCCCCGCGGCGAUUCUCAACCUCACGAACCUCCAAAUCCUCAAUGUCGCUCACAACUUCCUCUCCGGCAAAAUCUCCUCCGACCUUCCGGCAACCCUCCGGUACAUUGACCUUUCGUCGAACACAUUCUCCGGCGACAUUCCGUCCAACUUCUCCGCCGACUCGAACCUCCAGCUCAUCAAUCUCUCAUUCAAUCAGUUUUCCGGCGGAGUUCCGGCGAACAUCGGAGCCCUUCAGAACCUUCAAUACCUGUGGCUGGACUCGAACCAGUUGUACGGAACGCUGCCCUCGGCGAUUUCCAACUGCUCCUCGCUCGUACAUUUAAGCGCGGACGACAACGAGCUUAGAGGUUUGGUUCCGACGACGAUCGGAGCAAUGCCGAAGCUUCAGGUGGUGUCGCUGUCACGGAACGAGUUGUCAGGGUCGGUCCCCGCGUCUUUGCUGUGCAAUAUUGCCAACUACGACUCCUCGCUCAGAAUCGUGGAGCUUGGCUUCAAUGCGCUCACGAGCAUUGCUAAGCCGCCAAAUAUCGCAAGGUGCUCGAGCGUUUUGGGGGUCCUGGACCUCAAAUCUAAUCGCAUACGGGGCCCAUUUCCAUCUUGGUUAACAAACGUGACAACAAUUAUAAGAGUAUUAGAUCUUUCUGGAAACUUGUUUUCAGGUGCAUUUCCUGCUGAAAUUGGCAAUCUUUUGCGGUUGGAAGAAGUGAGGUUGGCCAAUAACUCGCUGAGUGGUGAGCUUCCUGGUGGGAUUGUAAAAUGCAGUUUGCUACAGGUUCUUGAUGUUGAAGGAAACAGAUUUUGGGGUCAAGUUCCUUCCUUUUUGGGAGGAAUUAGAAGCUUGAAGGUGUUAUCUUUGGGCGGGAAUAUUUUCGCCGGUGCCAUUCCGUCGAGUUUGGGGGCACUUUCGGAGCUCGAAUUGUUGAAUUUGAGCAACAAUAAUCUGACUGGCAAAGUUCCAGAUGAGCUCGUGAUGCAGCUAACCAACUUGACUAUUUUGAACCUGAGCAAUAACAAGUUUUCUGGUGAGAUUAACGUUGGGGAGAUGAGGAGCUUGCAGAUUUUAAAUUUGAGCAACUGUGGGUUUUCUGGAGGCGUUCCUGCGACUAUUGGAGGUUUGAUGAAGCUUGAAACACUGGAUUUGAGUAAGCAAAAGCUUUAUGGGGAGAUGCCGAUUGAGAUUUUUGGGUUGCCGAGUUUAAAAGUGGUUGCUCUGCAAGAAAAUCACUUGUCUGGGGAUGUUCCUCAAGGUUUUAGUAGUUUGAUUAGUUUGCUCUAUCUAAACCUCUCCUCCAAUGCCUUUGCUGGUGAUAUUCCUGCAACUUAUGGAUUUCUCAAGUCAUUAAGUGUUCUAUCUUUGUCCGAAAAUCGUAUUUCCGGUGCGAUCCCACAAGAGCUUGGUGAUAGUUUGAGUCUUCAAGUACUUGAACUUCGUUCGAAUCAAUUAAGGGGCAAAAUUCCAGGUGAUAUCUCUCGCCUAUCUAAUUUGAAAGAGCUGGAUUUGGGUGAUAAUAAAUUGACAGGUGAAAUCCCAGAGGAGAUUUCCAAAUGCUCUUCUCUAACUUCUCUGUUGUUAGAUGGGAACCAACUUUCAGGUCACAUACCAAACUCGUUACCUAAGUUAUUGAACCUUACAGUGUUAGAUCUUUCCUCUAACAAGUUGAGUGGGGCCAUCCCGGAAAAUCUCUGGCUCAUCAUCCCUCACUUGAAGUACUUGAAUGUGUCUAACAAUAACCUUGCUGGUGAGAUUCCGAAGCCACUGGGGUCUCAGUUCAAUGAUCCUUCUGUGUUUGCAAUGAACAGGAAUUUAUGUGGGAAGCCGUUGGAUAGAGAAUGUGCAGAUGUGAGGAGGAGAAAAAGGAACAGGUUGAUUUUAUUAAUUGGGGUGGCUGUGGGUGGAGCUUGCCUUCUGGCAUUGUGCUGUUGUGGCUAUGUCUACAGCCUCUUGCGAUGGCGUAAAAAGCUUAGAGAAAUGGUGGGUGGCGGGCAGAAGAAGCGCAACAGCCCUCGAACAAGCUCAGGAGGAGACCAAAGGAGUCGGGGAAGUGGCGAAAAUGGAGGGGGGCCGAAACUUGUGAUGUUCAAUAGCAAGAUCACAUAUGCAGAGGCAUUAGAAGCAACAAGACAAUUCGAUGAGGAAAAUGUGUUAAGCAGGGGAAGAUAUGGGCUGGUAUUCAAGGCCACAUUCCAAGAUGGAAUGGUGCUUUCGAUUAGACGCCUUCCUGAUGGUUUCCUUGAUGUAGGCGGUUUCCGCAAAGAAGCUGAAGCUCUUGGCAAGGUGAAGCAUCGGAACCUAACAGUUCUGCGUGGCUAUUAUGCAGGCCCUCCUGAUGUGAGGCUCCUGGUAUACGAUUACAUGCCUAAUGGAAACCUAGGCACUCUUCUUCAAGAGGCCUCUCACCAAGAUGGGCAUGUACUAAAUUGGCCAAUGCGUCACCUCAUUGCACUUGGCAUUGCUCGUGGAUUAGCUUUCCUGCAUUCUGUCUCAAUCGUACAUGGUGAUGUGAAGCCGCAAAACGUUCUUUUCGACGCUGAUUUCGAAGCCCAUUUGUCUGAAUUUGGUCUAGACCGGCUAACCAUAGCCACACCAGCAGAAGCCUCCUCAUCUUCUACACCAAUCGGGUCCUUAGGCUACGUGUCCCCUGAAGCUGCAUUGACCGGUGAAGCGACGAAAGAAGCCGAUGUCUACAGUUAUGGGAUUGUGUUGUUGGAGAUAUUAACUGGGAGGAAGCCGGUGAUGUUUACUGAGGAAGAUGAAGAUAUUGUGAAAUGGGUGAAGAGGCAAUUGCAGAGAGGUCAAGUUUCAGAGCUGCUGGAGCCAGGGCUGCUUGAGCUAGACCCUGAAUCAUCGGACUGGGAAGAGUUCUUGCUGGGAGUGAAGGUGGGGCUUCUCUGCACGGCUCCUGAUCCGCAUGAUAGACCAUCCAUUGCUGACGUCGUCUUCAUGCUCGAAGGUUGCAGAGUCGGCCCUGACAUCCCGUCCUCAGCCGAUCCAACCUCACUGCCUUCACCAGUCUAA
Molecule: messenger RNA, 3432 nt
Organism: Prunus armeniaca (apricot)
Lineage: Eukaryota; Viridiplantae; Streptophyta; Magnoliopsida; Rosales; Rosaceae
Source: the annotation of a GenBank genome assembly